AGCUGACAAUGGAUCGCAGCACCACACUCAGCCUGAUAACGGCGUCGCUGCUACGUCAGUCUAUAACGACGCAAAGCGCGAUCGAUCAGUCUGCUUCGUCUCCGUUGCAGACCUCGCAUCAUGGACGGCCUUUCGGGCGCAGCAAGCGUCAUCGCGGUAAUAGACAUAUCCGCCAAGAUCGCAUCGCUCUGCUACCAGUACUCCGUGGCUGUCAAGGACGCGAAGGAUGAUAUUGAGCGUGUGCGGCGAAGGGUUAGCGACAUGACCCACAUCUUGGAGAAGAUCAAGCAGCUCCUCGACAGCCAGGACAAGACGCGGCUCUCUACCACUCAGGACCUGUUUAGCUCGCUCGAACAAUGUUUGAAAGAGCUGAAGAGCCUAGACGCAAAGUUGGAUCCAGGAAAAACUCGCAAGACUAUGAGCCGGUUCGGCUUCCGUGCGCUCAAAUGGCCGCUCACGAGUAAGCAGGUGGACAAGAUCGUUUUAGACUUGGAAAGAUAUGAGCAGACCUUUAGCUUGGCACUGCAGGUCGAUCAGACAGUCGUUGUGUUCAACAUAGACCAGAAGCUGGAUCUGGCCAAACUGCCUGUCGCGAUAGGCGCCUCCUUUAAUUCCCACAACGAAGAGCACAACGCACGAUGCCUACCAGAUACCCGCACCGAGCUGCUAGACGAGAUCACAGCAUGGGCGAACAACAAAGAUGGCAAGUCCAUAUUCUGGCUGAGCGGCAUGGCGGGCACGGGAAAGUCCACGAUAGCGCGGACGGUCGCUCAGUCGUUCGCCAGUCGAGGGCAGCUUGGAGCAAGCUUCUUCUUCAAGAAGGGUGAGGGCGAGCGUGGUAACGCCUCACGGUUCUUUACCACCAUCGCCACUGAUCUAGUCGCCUGCGAGCCAGGCAUGCUACCUGGCAUCAGGAAGACGCUUAACGAGGACUCGACUAUUUCACACAAGGCCCUGAAAGACCAGUUCAAGAAGCUGAUCCUGCAACCACUCUUAGGAAUAAAGCAGUCUUGUUCGCGGGCCUUCGCGCGUGUUAUUGUGAUCGACGCGCUGGACGAAUGUGAGCGAGAAGCAGAUAUUCGGGCGAUCCUCCAGCUGCUCGCUCAGACGAAAGACGCUCGCCCGGUGCCGCUGCGGAUUUUGGUGACUAGCCGACCAGAGCUCCACAUCCGCCUAGGCUUCAAGGAGAUGUCGAACGGCACAUACCAAGACCUCGUCCUCCACGAAGUACCAAGGUGCACGAUUGAACACGACAUCCGUCUGUUCCUAGAGCAUGAGCUCGGUGUGAUACGAAAAGAACGCAAGUUGGUCUCAGACUGGCCGGCGCCACAACAGAUUAUGGCCUUGGUUGAGCUAGCAGUGCCACUAUUUAUCUAUGCUGCUACCGUAUGUCGAUAUGUUGGCACAAAAGGAGGCGACCCUGAAGAGUACUUGGACAAGGUCUUGCAGUAUCCAAAGGCGGCUUUUUCACAGCUCGACCGAACCUACCUUCCCGUCCUGGAUCAAUUGCUUGUCGAGCAGGAAGAAAGAGAUAGAGAAGACUGGCUGCACUCCUUCCGUGGACUCGUAGGUAGCAUAGUCAUCUUAGCGAGCCCACUUCCUGUCAGCUCUCUUGCGCGCCUUCUUCAAGUUCCACAGAAGCAAGUCGAACGUCGGCUGGACGCCUUGCACUCCGUUCUUAGUGUUCCUAAUAGGGAGGACAUUCCUAUUAGGCUACUGCACUUGUCUUUUCGGGAGUUCCUCGUCGACCCCCAGAAACAAGGAAAGAGCCUUUUCUGGGUGGACGAGAAAAGCACGCACAAGAAGCUCGUCUCUUGCUGCCUUGAGCUUAUGUCUGGACCAAGCGGCCUACACCAAGACUUGUGCAGCCUUCCAGGACCCGGGACACUAAGGAGCGAGAUUAAUGAGGAGAGAAUCACUAGCAGUUUAUCCCCUGACCUACAGUAUGCAUGUAGUUACUGGGUCGAUCAUCUCAAGCAAAGUGGGCAAGGUAUCGUUGGCGGAGACGCGACGCACCUCUUUCUGCAGAAGCACCUUCUUCAUUGGCUCGAGGCCAUGAGCCUUAUAAGAGAAUCGAGCAGAUGCGUUGACUUGCUUGACAGCCUCCAGGCACUUGCCAGCCCAUCGGGGAAGCUAGUUUUGGGCUUUCUUCACGACGCUAAGCGGUUCGUGCUGCGGUUUCAGUCUGUGCUCGCGGAUGCGCCGUUGCAGAUCUAUUGCUCGGCGCUAGUGUUCGCACCAGAGAGGAGCGUGAUACGACAAAGCUUUGUAGACCAAGUGCCAGAAAAGGCCAAGAUGCUAUCUAUGAAAGAAGCAGACUGGGACGCGUGUCGCAGCACGCUCGAGGGCCAUUCCUCGUGGAUCAGCGCGGUGGCCUUCUCGCCAGACGGGCAGCUAGUCGCGUCGGCAUCUGGUGACGGCACAGUACGGCUGUGGGAGGCAGCGACAGGGACGUGUCGCAGCACGCUCGAGGGCCAUUCCGACCAUGUCAGCGCGGCGGCCUUCUCGCCAGACGGGCAGCUGGUCGCGUCGGCAUCUAGCGACGGCACAGUACGGCUGUGGGAGGCGGCGACAGGGACGUGUCGCAGCACGCUCAAGGGCCAUUUCGGGUAUGUCAGCGCGGUGGCCUUCUCGCCAGACGGGCAGCUGAUCGCGUCGGCAUCUUGGGACGGCACAGUACGGUUGUGGGAGGCGGCGACAGGGACGUGUCGCAGCACGCUCGAAAGACUUCCCAAGGAUAUUAGACGUAUCGAUUUCUCGCCAGAUGGCCAGGUGCUACACACGAACGAAGGCGAUAUUCCUCUGCCUCAAACCUCUGUUGUCACAUCGCUCUUAAGGCCGCAGCCGCAGUCCUUCUAUAUCCUAGUGCAGGACCAGUGGAUAUUGCGCAACCAGCAACGCUUCCUGUGGCUUCCGCCGGAGUAUCGAUCAAGGUCAACCGCAGUACGCAAGGACAUAGCCUGUCUAGGGCUUAUAUCUGGUCGUGUGGUUCUGCUCAGGAUUUCCUAGCGUCGUGUAUUAAUCGAAUUGCUUUACUAUAAGCACAGUGCGUGCUUUACAGCGUGGGUAUAAAUAGUCACGAUAUAAUAC
Messenger RNA from Macroventuria anomochaeta, 3090 nucleotides. Its product is annotated as vegetative incompatibility protein HET-E-1. The record is from RefSeq and is a predicted model, not a curated record. The transcript has 5 exons. Gene Ontology annotation, molecular function: protein binding. NCBI's taxonomy places the organism in Eukaryota, Fungi, Ascomycota, Dothideomycetes, Pleosporales, Didymellaceae. Bases 121 to 3009 code for a protein of 962 amino acids.